GGAGUGCCCGCGCUCCCGGUUGUAAGGAAGCCCGGCUCCCUCAGCUCCGUCCUUGUGCGGGCCGCGCGCUCCGCGCGCGCCGCUGGCCGAACGCGGACACCUGUUUCCCGCCCCCGUAUUUAAGCCGCUUGGCGCGUGCGCGGCCGUUAAACGGUCGGAGUCGGCCCGCUGCUGAGGGAGACGGCCCCGUAUGCCGUCUUUCGCUCCUGUCUGUUCCUGCGGUGCUGAGGUUCAGGUGCGGUUGCGGCUCCUCGAAAUGACUACCCCAAACAAGACACCGCCUGGUGCUGAUCCAAAGCAGUUAGAGAGGACGGGUACUGUAAGAGAAAUAGGCUCACAAGCAGUUUGGUCACUUUCUUCUUGUAAACCAGGAUUUGGGGUGGAUCAGUUACGAGAUGAUAAUCUGGAAACGUACUGGCAGUCGGAUGGAUCGCAGCCUCAUUUGGUGAACAUCCAAUUUAGACGAAAAACAACAGUGAAGACAUUAUGUAUCUAUGCAGACUACAAGUCUGAUGAAAGCUACACUCCAAGCAAAAUUUCUGUCAGAGUGGGAAAUAAUUUUCAUAAUCUCCAGGAAAUCCGGAAUGGAUGUGGCUUUUCCUGCCAUGGACUUGGCGUCACGGAGCAGCAAGAUCCAUCACUAAGGAAAUGGUUUUUCACCAGUCAGAUUUCAGAUGUUGUUCUAGAUGUGACGGAUCUGGGAAACAUGCCUCAAGGACAAGAACUAAAAAUAUAAUUAUAGCUACAAUUAUAGUAUGACCAAAGUAAAUAAUAGCUACAACUUUGAACUUGACUUAAUAGUCUCUGUGAUUGCAGUCAAGGUGCUUGCAGUAAUGCACAAUGCUGAGGCAAUUAUCUGCAUCAUCUGGACUUUCUUAAAGAAUGAUGGCAUCCUGACAAAGUACCUUGGUGUUCUGAUGGGAAGCGGUGUAUACAGUUCAGUCAAAUCAUUGUCUGCCAAAUGGAACAAAGUCUGGGUUCAGCAGCAGAUGACUGAAAGCACUGUCCAUAAAUGCAGUUUUUUAAGAACUUGAUGGCAUUAGCAAGCUGGAAGUUCUCCUUAAGUAAGGAUGAAACGACCACUUUGGUCUUUCCACCAAAUGAAAGUGCACCAUGACUAUAGACUCUUCAGAGUCCUUGCCUAUAUUCAGUAGUAUCACCUACUUUGCACAAGUCUCAGAUUUUUUCAUCAGUGAGUUAAUCUCAAGCAGUAGGCUUUCUUGUGGUAGCGGUAUGAUGGUGUGUUUAGAAGUGCAAGUAAACACAAGGUAUUACUAGGUAAAUAUUCAGUCUGUUUAUUGAAUUAACUCCACAGUGAUGCAAAUAUAAAAUUCUACCACUUCUACUGGAAGACUCCAGAAAGAAUUAUGAACAGGAAAAAAAAAAAGAAAAAAAGAAAAAAAGAAAUUACAGGAUAUCAAAGCUAAUUUACUGUUUCUUGUGGAAAAUGUAAUUGACGUUGCCUGGUGAUACAGAAGAAGAAAUGCUUGCCAAUAUUUCAGUCCUCAGAAUUAAGACAAAAGGAUCCUAAUCCCCCUGAGCAGCUGCUAUCCAGGAAUUAACCACAGGAAUUCACCCCCUCAUGUCAUUUCUGGAAUGAAUCUUGGUCAUAUAAUAGCUAAUCGGAAGAUUAAGGAAUCAGAGUCAAUCAAUUAUCUGAAAAUCAAGUAUGUUAUUUAACUUUUAGAAUGCUAAGGCAAAAUCGGGUGGUAACGUUUGCUCUGUGUGAGGUCUGAUGUGUAACUCUCUACUGGCUGGGAGAUAGGACAACCAUUCUAUUCUGAAUCUCAGUAAAUUGAUAACGUAUUUAUCCUGGAGUAUAUUAAAUCAGUUGUAAGUGAAAGCUGCAAUACUUAUCUGAAUGAACUUUUUUUCUGUUGGUUCUCCACUUUGCAAAUGACCCUACAGUUGACAAUGGCUUUUGGUCUUUUGAAGAAAUGUAAACUAAUUUCCUGCUUCAAUUUUUAAUGUCGUGUGUGAAAACAUCGAACUUCAGUCAUUUAAACUAACUGUGCUCUGGAAAAUAUGUAAAACUCCCAAACAUUUAUUGCAACAUGCCUAAUAAUGAUUAUGCCUGCUGCUGAAUAAGUUACAACAUCUGUAAGAUCAUCCUUUAAUCUUUUGCCACAUGACAGUAAAACACAAAGACUAAAGGUAAGAUAAAUCCCGGAGCGCGGAGGAAAGCAUAGUAUACAACAUUGGUUUAUCGACAAAAAGAAUAGUGCAAGGAAGAAGAACCAGAGGAAGGCACAGUGGACAGAAAUUCUUUACGAUGAAUGUAGUCAUCUGUUUUGUGUACCCUGGUCAUAUCUAGAACGAAAGGCAACAUUGUUUUGAUGCUAACCCAUAAAAACCCAAGCCAUGGUGAAAUAAGUCAUUGCACUAAGCUGUAUUUGACAUGCAAGCAUUUAUGUCUAAAAAUCAUAUGCUUAGGAGAUAGUUCAGCUGUUGGGUUGAACAUAUGCUUCUUCUGUACUAUAGAACUGGAUUAUGUCAUUAAAGAGUUCGGUUUCAAUUUUUAGGGUAAUAUGUAAAUAGAUCAUUGUACUAAGGCAGCUGUUAAAGGGACUCCGAGAUGAGUUAUUUGUUUAGUUGGAUGUGUUCAACAAUAGCCUUUGUUCGUGAAAGAGCCAGAGCAAACAAAUGAUUGUAAAAGGGCACACUUGAAAACAAUUACUUUUCACCCUUUCCUUGACAGCUUUGGCUGUGAAGCCAACUGAGGUAGAGAGGACUUCCCCGCCUGUUGGGCUAUAAUCAAACUUUCAGAAAAACUGGCAUUGCAAUAUUUGGCUGGGCUUUAGUAGUCCUUCGUGAACAAAGGGAGAAGAAGAAGACUGGAAGACGAAGAGUUAAAUGUCAACAACUGUAUGUAAAAAUCAUACUUGAGGCAGUGCAGUGCUGUGUGUUAGGGUAGCUCCAUUUCUGCUUCCAAAACCACAGCCAGUGGUGCCAUUUUCGUUAUAAAUUUCGCAAAUUUGGUCAAAAAUUCUCAAAGACCCAGCAUCUUAACCAAGAAGCUCUCACGAAAAUGUCUACUGAGCAUGUCAACUCUUUGCUUUUAAAGAAGCUGGUGUUCAGCUUUCUGCUAAUGUCAAAGCCAUAGAUAGAUGAUGAAGAGCAAGUUUAAACAAGCUAUUUUUUUUGGACUGUCAUAGAAUUUUUAAAACGUUUUUUUUUUAUAAGUUCUAUUCCAAUGCACUCCAUAACAGUUUGCCGUGUCUUUUAUGGAAAGACCAUCUCAUUUGGUGAAGUAUAAAUGACAUAUUUUGACAUUUUUCCCAAACAUGUAUUGAUAUGAUGAAGCAGAUCUGAGACGUUCAGAAAAGUUAAUCUGUCGUGGAAAAUAGUCUGAUUUUAAAAACCUGUAGAAUUAUAUUUCUUAAAAAGCGUAGAUUAUAUUUAAAAGAACAGAUUUGACAGCUCAGGAAUAGCUGGUGUGGCAUAUACGGUCAAUGCCACACAUUUACAUGAAGUUUUGAGUGCUGUUUGUCAAAUGGCAUCCAAGGGGAGUUAGAAGAUGCUUUCAAGUAAUUCUAAGAAGAGAAUAAACCCUACAAGUGUCUAAAGAUUGAAAAGUUACU
Lagopus muta (rock ptarmigan) is the source of this 3581-nucleotide messenger RNA. RefSeq names its product anaphase promoting complex subunit 10 (gene ANAPC10). The coding region runs from base 191 to 736 and encodes 181 amino acids. Gene Ontology annotation, cellular component: anaphase-promoting complex. The transcript has 6 exons. Gene Ontology annotation, biological process: protein K11-linked ubiquitination; anaphase-promoting complex-dependent catabolic process. NCBI's taxonomy places the organism in Eukaryota, Metazoa, Chordata, Aves, Galliformes, Phasianidae. The record is from RefSeq and is a predicted model, not a curated record.